Anastrepha obliqua is the source of this 1041-nucleotide messenger RNA. Its product is annotated as UPF0193 protein EVG1 homolog. The transcript is spliced from 3 exons. NCBI's taxonomy places the organism in Eukaryota, Metazoa, Arthropoda, Insecta, Diptera, Tephritidae. The record is from RefSeq and is a predicted model, not a curated record. The coding region runs from base 136 to 870 and encodes 244 amino acids.
UUUUUCGAAUUCGAUAAUUUACUUGCGUCUUACUUGAAUCGGGCGAAGCGGUAGUUCGUUUUUAUAAAAUUGUCAAUUUAUGGAUGCUUGUUUUUUGUGGUUAUUACAUAAAUUUAUAGCCUGAAUUUUACAACAAUGGAAGGAAAGCCUUGUGAGGUUAAAACGGAAACAAUAUCUGAGGGAAUCGCUGUAGAGACUAACGGAAGAGCCCACAGUUCAGACAACAAAGCUAUGCUAUGGCCCAGUGAGCGCAUCCCCCAAGGUGGACUUUUCCAUACACCUAAAAUCGAGUACAGCAAAGAAACAUCCGAUUUACUACAAGUCCUUAUGAAUGAGUCCAAAAUGUCGAUGAUGAUGCGCAAAAAGAUCAACUAUCACCUACGCAACGGAGAGCCUUUGCCGAAACUGGAACCUCCACGUAUUAACACGAAAGAUACAGAGGCCGGGGCUCUUGAGAUUCUGCGUCGUGCGCGUCUUGCCAAGCGAAAGAGUCUUGAACAAAUUUUGGCUAGCGACGCGUACGACAUUCCUCCGUAUCGCCCAAGGCCCACGAAUCGAAUGCCAACUGAAAAGGAGAAGAAGCUACUUCAAGAGGCCAUGUCAGGUAUGCACCUAGCAGAAACCUCAUUGAAAGCCAAGCGAAAGCCGAAAGAGAAAAAGGAAUACCACACCACGGAAGAAAACAUUAUUGAUGAGCUUUUGGAUCAAAUUAAUGAACGCGCAAAUUGGUUGGCUGAAAUGGAAGAAUUAGGGGAAGGUAAACGCUUCAGAAAUGAGGUACGUGAGCAAAUCGCGGAACGGCUUCGGCACAUAAAAGGAUUAGAAACGAAAAUACAGAUUAAGAGGAGCGGUAUACGAUUCGUGGAAUAAGGCGGGACGAAUGUUUGUGUUUUUUGCUGGCCUAUGCAUGAAGCUCAUAAGUCCUUUAGAAUUUUAGAAAUGAAGUUUUUAUAAAUAUGUACAUAUAUAUUUGAUUUUUUCGCAUUAUCUUAUCAAAUUCAUCUGGUGUAAUACAUACAUACAACUGGAAGCGAUCCAAUA